AUGAGGCAAAACCUAGAAAUAUUCUCAAAAUUAUGGGAUAUUUCUGAUUUACCAACAGCACAGGUGGCUAGUCAUUUGCAGAAGUAUAGGAAUUAUUUGAAGAGACCAUCUUGUGGAAAAAAGUCAAAGAAAAGUCCAAGGAUUGAGACUCCAGCUGAGUGUAUUAAUAAAACAUCAUUAGAAUCUGAAGAUGUUCACUCAAUGUUACAACAAGACCAAAGUUCUCAAUUGGAUUCAACUCUUCAUAGUGAUAAUAUUUUUGAAACACAACAACAAUCAAAUGAUGUUACUAAUUAUCAAGUUCCCGACAGUGGCUACAAUUAUGAAACACAACAGCAUUCAACAGAUGUCAGCGAUGGUCGAGUCUCCGACAUUAUGAGCAACGAUUUUCCUGAUCCAUCUGACUCGCUCUUUGAUUUAGAUGAGUUAAUAUCAUUAUUAUUUUGA
Molecule: messenger RNA, 447 nt
Organism: Lathyrus sativus (Indian pea)
Lineage: Eukaryota; Viridiplantae; Streptophyta; Magnoliopsida; Fabales; Fabaceae
Source: the annotation of a GenBank genome assembly